Messenger RNA from Polistes dominula (European paper wasp), 1419 nucleotides. It is a transcript of the gene Agxt, whose product is annotated as Alanine-glyoxylate aminotransferase. The record is from RefSeq and is a predicted model, not a curated record. Gene Ontology annotation, molecular function: L-serine:pyruvate transaminase activity; L-alanine:glyoxylate transaminase activity. Gene Ontology annotation, cellular component: peroxisome. Lineage: Eukaryota; Metazoa; Arthropoda; Insecta; Hymenoptera; Vespidae.
UCAUUUGUACUACAUUCAGUAUUGAAUAUAAUUUAAUUCAAGACACAUAAGAAUUAUAGUGUUCAUUCAAAAUGAAAGUGGAUCCACCCAAAGAACUUUUAAAACCAUUACAAGUCCCCUCCAAAAUAUUAAUGGGACCUGGACCAAGUAAUUGUUCACAACGAGUGUUACAAUCUUUAGGACAUCAAAUAAUAGGUCAUUUUCAUUCGGAAAUGUUUAAGUUAAUGGAUGACAUUAAAGCAGGAAUUCAAUAUGCAUUUCAAACAAAAAAUAAAUUGACUUUGGCAUUGAGUACAGCAGCACACGGUGGUAUGGAAGCAUGUUUGGGAAAUUUAAUCGAGUCGGGAGAAACAGUGUUGAUUGCUAAAUGUGGAAUUUGGGGUGAACGUGCCGGCAAUAUGGCAAAUCGUAUUGGUGCACAUGUUGAAUUCUUGAAAACUGAACAUGGGGUUGGUUUCGAUCUCGAUCUUUUAGAAUCUUAUUUGAAAAAAUUCAAACCUGCUGCAGUUUUUGUAGUACAUGCUGAAUCUACAACUGGUAUGAAACAACCAUUGGAAGGCAUUGGAAAUCUCGUUCAUCGAUAUAAUUCACUCCUCAUUGUCGAUUGUGUAGCGUCGUUAGGCGGUGAGCCAUUUUUUGCGGACGCUUGGGAGAUUGAUGCUGUUUAUACAUGUAGUCAAAAAGUUCUUGGAGCUCCGCCAGGUAUAACACCAAUUUCAUUCAGCCCUUUAGCAGUAAAAAAGAUUUUUGGCAGACAUACGAAAAUUUCAACAUAUUAUUGGGAUAUGACCAUCUUAGGUGAUUAUUGGAACUGUUUUGGUAAAUCAAGGAUUUAUCAUCAUACGAUAAGUGCUACACUGAUUUAUGGAUUACGUGAAGCUUUGGCUGAGUUAGCAGAGGAAGGUCUUCUUUUUCGUUGGUCUAGACACAAAUUAGUAGCUGCUAAAUUGCGAGAGGAACUUUUGAAACGAGGAUUUCAACUUUAUGUUAAAAAUCCGAAAUUUCAACUGUCUACGAUUGUAUCUAUUGAAAUACCACGUGGAAUUAAUAUGAACAUUUUAUCAACCAGAGCUAUGGAAAGAUAUGGAGUUGAAAUAAGUGGUGGACUUGGUCCAACUUUUGGCAAAAUUAUACGAAUUGGCUUGAUGGGAAAUAAUUCUACGUAUCGUCAUGUUGAUCUUCUACUUGAAGCUUUAGAUGAUGCACUCAAAUUUGCCAUAAAAUCGAAAAUAUAAGCGUGUGUAUGUUUAUAUGAGCACGUAUAUGCUUUACUCAAGUUUAACCAUGACAGGUUGAAAAUAUUAAGCUGAUGAAAAAAUGAUAUGCAGUUUUUAUUAUUUUAAAUCGAUAGCUAGUUUCUCUAGUUAUUUUGUAUCUAGUUAAAGUCAUGUAAUAUAUUAUUGUAAAAAGUGCAAUUGA